This is a messenger RNA of Phasianus colchicus (ring-necked pheasant), 902 nucleotides long. Its product is annotated as riboflavin-binding protein. Gene Ontology annotation, cellular component: external side of plasma membrane. The record is from RefSeq and is a predicted model, not a curated record. Lineage: Eukaryota; Metazoa; Chordata; Aves; Galliformes; Phasianidae. Gene Ontology annotation, molecular function: riboflavin transmembrane transporter activity; signaling receptor activity; riboflavin binding.
UUUUACUGUCAGGACUUUUCCUACAAUUAAAGGAUAUCAGUAUAGACUUCUCUCCGUACAGGAAAAGAACUGAACAACAAUGCUGAGGUUUGCCAUCACCCUCUUUGCUGUCAUCACAUCAUCCACCUGCCAGCAGUAUGGAUGUCUGGAAGGGGACACCCACAAAGUGAAGCCAAGUCCAGAGCCAAACAUGCAUGAAUGCACUCUGUAUUCUGAAUCUUCCUGUUGCUAUGCAAACUUCACAGAGCAAUUGGCUCAUUCCCCAGUAAUUAAAGUAAGCAACAGCUACUGGAACAGAUGUGGGCAGCUCAGUAAAUCCUGUGAAGAUUUCACAAAGAAAAUUGAGUGCUUUUACCGGUGUUCUCCGCACGCUGCUCACUGGAUCAAUCCCAGAUAUACUGCUGCUAUUCAGUCUGUUCCACUGUGUCAAAGCUUCUGUGAUGACUGGUACGAAGCCUGCAAAGAUGAUUCCAUUUGUGCUCGUAACUGGCUGACGGACUGGAAACGGGAUGAAAGUGGAGAAAACCACUGUAAGAGUAAAUGCAUGCCAUACAGGGAGAUGUAUGCAAAUGGGACCGACAUGUGCCAGAGUAUGUGGGGGGAAUCAUUUAAGGUGAGCGAAUCCUCUUGCCUCUGCUUGCAAAUGAACAAGAAGGACAUGGUGGCAAUCAAGCAUCUCCUCUCUGAAAGCUCAGAGGAAAGCUCCAGUGUCAGCAGCAGUGAGGAGCAUUCCUGCCAAAAGAAACUCCUGAAGUUUGAGGCACUACAGCAAGAAGAAGGGGAAAAGACAAGAUGAACAUUGGUAGAUGAAUGUCAGGAGGAGAGAAAUCAUUGUGGAGGUUGGGCUCAGGGCAUCACAGCAGCCUGUCUUAUCCCUCACUUCUGAGAACACAAUAAAUCAA